UCCUUCUCCUUUUUUUUUUCUUUUUUUUUUUUUUCUUUCUUUCUUUUUGUGAUUGAAGUUUAGAGGAGUAUAGUUUGAUUAUCUCUUUGUUUGUUUUGGGUGAAUUUGGUUUGGGGGAUAAAAAUGGGAUUUUGUGAGAGAGGGUUUUAACUUUAACUUUUAAGUGCUGCAGGGAAAAAAAAAGAAAGAAGAAGAAGCUUCUAGAGUUUCAGAAUCUCCUGGUGGCUCUCUUUUAGGCUGAUUUAGUGGUGGGUUUGGGAGAAAGAUGAGAUCUUGUGAGCAUCUGCUCUGAUCAAUCUGCACUGCUCUGCAGUAAAAGUUGGAUCUUGGAAGGAAAAGAGUUGUCAAAUUAUUUAUUGAGGGAAGCAUUUGAUUGCCAAACUCAGGAAGGGAGAUUUUGCAUUGCAAUCUUCUGGUGGUGGUUUUGUAUCAUCAAGCUAGGGUUUUUUUUUUUUUUUUUUUUUUUUUUUUUUUUUUUUUUUUUAUGAAUUGGGGGUAGAAACCACCAUGCCCCUCUCUGAAUUCCUGCUCAAGACCACGAAAUCGAAGCCCGGAACCGCGCAAUCCAAGAUGCCCAUCCCCAAUUCCUCCUCAUCUGAUCCCUUUUCUAUAUCUGAUCACGAAUUCGCGGAGCUUCUGUGGGAGAAUGGCCAGAUUGUGUUGCAUGGUCAUGCCAGUAGAUCCAGCAAGAAGAGCUGGGCGGCGGCAUCCGCCGCCGACCACCCGGAGAAAGCUCCGGCGAAGGACAAUGUGGAUUCCGUCGACGCGAAGAACGAGCAAUUGGGCGCCGACCUUUCGGUUCAUCAAGAGGAUGACAUGGUCCCGUGGAUCAAUUUCCGGAUCGACGAUGAGUCUCUCGAUGCCGAUCCCGUGCACAACGAUUUCUACUCGGAGUUCCUGGAAGACAUCGGCGUCCUAGGGCAGGAAGCUAAGAGCCCGCCGAACGCACCGCAGGAGAUUCCUUCGAAAGGAGCUCCGGCGGCUUCCGAGCGUGGCAGGGGUAAUAAGCCCAACCAGUUGAUUCAGCUCUCUCAAAAUUGUCAAAGCGCGGUUACGAACAAUAACUCGAGAGUUUCGGAACUCGGUAAUGGCGGUGGUAAAGCCCAGAUGGGCUAUUGCAUGGAAUUAGUGAAAAACACAAGGUUGGCGCCGAGACCGAACACGGGCGUGAACUUUGUCAACUUCCCCCUCUUCUCGAGGCCCCACGCUGUUAAGAUCAACGAUCGAGCGAGAGUAGAGGAGAAGGCAGCUGCUGCUCCAGUGAAUAGAAAUCUCGUCGAGUCUAGUAGUGGAGUUAAGAGUGUCGCCGGAAUUAAAGCCCUGCCGCGUAAGUUGGAGCUGGAAAAACCCGAUGCGCCCGGACGUCAACAUGUUAAAGUCCCUAGCGAGCGAAUUGAGGCUAAUCGCGAAAGAGGUGAAGAUCAUGAGACCGAAAAGGACGAUAAGAAUGCUGCUGCUAUUAAAGAUUGUAGCUUCGCAAAGCCAGAGACGGAGAAGGAUCCAGUAGCAGUGGUUGCUUCCUCUUCCGUGUGUUCCGUUAAUUCCGCAGGAAUUGAAUCGUAUGAACCCAAAAAUAAUAGAGAGAAGAGGAAAGUUAGCGAACGCGAAGAAUCCAGCGGCGAGCAGAGCGAUGAUCUUGAAGAUGAAUCGGUGGGAACAAAGAAGCCCGCGAAUGGGCGAGGCACGGGUGCAAAAAGAAGUCGAGCCGCAGAAGUACAUAAUUUGUCUGAAAGACGAAGGAGGGACCGGAUAAAUGAGAAAAUGCGGGCGCUACAAGAACUGAUACCUAACUGUAAUAAGACGGAUAAAGCUUCAAUGCUCGAAGAGGCCAUCGAGUAUCUUAAGACACUUCAACUACAACUUCAGAUGAUGUCCAUGAGGAAUGGGAUGUACAUGCCAACUCCUAUGAUGUUGCCGCCAGGGAUGCAACACAUAAACGGACCGGCGAUGGCCCAUUUCUCCCCGAUGGGUGUAGGGAUGGGCAUGGGCAUGGGCAUGGGCAUGGGGAUGGGGUACGGCAUGCACGUGAAUGGAUCACCAGGUUGUUCUUUAAUUCCGGUGCAGCCCAUGCAUGGGCAGCAGUUCCCGUGUCCUGCAAUCGCAGGCCAGGCUGCCUUGCACCGGAUGAUGCUCGGACCAGCUAAUCCUCCAGUCUUUGGGGCAAUUGCGCCACACCAACUUAGUUCGCCACCAUGUCAUGUUGUCAAGGGAAAUACAGCGCCUGAUGUUACCAUGCCAGCGGCUGCUCCAGCCCCGCCAACCUCAGAUCCGGCGGCGGCUCCAGUUUCUAGAGAUCAGAAGGAAGAAGGCAAAAACUUAUAAAUAUUGUAGAGAUCAAGAAUCAAUCGUGCGGGGAAGAUGGCAAUAAGGAAGGAUUAACAGCUAAAGAGUAUCUGAUGUACAUUACUAAUCGAAUAGCGACAACUCAAUCUGUGGGGAUCCCUCAACCUUGCAAGUGUAAAUGGGACAAGACAUCGCAACAGGCUACUGUUGAUGGGUUCCAUGCAAUGGGGGUUGCUCAAAAUGUUCCAUAAAUAACAACUUAUGUAUGUGAUCUAACAUGUGAAGGAUUCUCUCUCUAUAAGAGUACACCUCAAGUGCCAAUUUUGCUUUUUCCCAAGUGGAAUUGUGGGACAAUGUGUAGUAUAUUAGCAUGUUAAGAGUAGCUUAAGAGUUAAAAAAAACUUUGUUUUGCAUCUAUAAGUCGCGGAUCCGUGCUGUUAUUAUAUAAGGAGCAUGACCUUCAACUGUGUGUACUAAAAAUGGUUUGAUAUGAAUAAAAAUUUUCUUAAAUGGAUUUCACAAGAAUUUCAAUUAA
This is a messenger RNA of Ananas comosus (pineapple), 2818 nucleotides long. RefSeq names its product transcription factor PIF3-like. Lineage: Eukaryota; Viridiplantae; Streptophyta; Magnoliopsida; Poales; Bromeliaceae. The coding region runs from base 508 to 2322 and encodes 604 amino acids. The record is from RefSeq and is a predicted model, not a curated record. Gene Ontology annotation, molecular function: protein dimerization activity; DNA-binding transcription factor activity. The transcript is spliced from 8 exons. Gene Ontology annotation, biological process: regulation of DNA-templated transcription.